AUGGAACGGGUUCUGAUGGUGCGAGGGGGUAUGACAGGUGAUUGGUUAGGGGCCGGGGAGAGGGUCGGUUGGGCCGGCAAAGAGUUUGGGUGUGGGUCAGAGGCGGUGGGCGAUUGGAGAGGUGAAGAGUUUGGGCCGGUUGGUGGAGAGGGGAUGGAUGGGCUGGUAUUGAGAGGAAUCCCAGACGCCGGGAUUGGGCUGGAUGGGUGGUUAGAGUGGGCCGUUGGGCUAGGGGAGGGAGGUGGACUGUGUGGGGUGGUCGGUUGGGGUUGGGUUGGAAGUUGUGGCGUAGCUGUUGGGCUAGGGGUGGGAGGUGGCGAGUUAUAUUGGGCUGGUGACGAGGUGGGUGUGGCUGGCGAAGUGGAGGAGUGA
Messenger RNA from Helianthus annuus (common sunflower), 372 nucleotides. Its product is annotated as glycine-rich cell wall structural protein-like. The transcript has a single exon. The record is from RefSeq and is a predicted model, not a curated record. Lineage: Eukaryota; Viridiplantae; Streptophyta; Magnoliopsida; Asterales; Asteraceae. The coding region runs from base 1 to 372 and encodes 123 amino acids.